Messenger RNA from Triticum aestivum (bread wheat), 1282 nucleotides. RefSeq names its product histidine biosynthesis bifunctional protein hisIE, chloroplastic. Gene Ontology annotation, biological process: L-histidine biosynthetic process. The record is from RefSeq and is a predicted model, not a curated record. The coding region runs from base 105 to 1001 and encodes 298 amino acids. The transcript has 5 exons. NCBI's taxonomy places the organism in Eukaryota, Viridiplantae, Streptophyta, Magnoliopsida, Poales, Poaceae. Gene Ontology annotation, molecular function: phosphoribosyl-AMP cyclohydrolase activity; phosphoribosyl-ATP diphosphatase activity.
CGCUGGUGUGCCUUUGAGAGACUCAAUUGACUUGACCGGACUCGAACUCGACCAACCGCCGCGUCGAGCAGCGACUGCUUCCCAUUCCGAUUGAGUCGGCUCCCAUGGCGGCUCCACUGCCUCGCGCCCCCGUCUCCUCCCCAGCGAGCCGCGCCGCCCUAUGUCCAGCCCGCUCCAACCCUUGCACGGCCGCGGCGCCAUCCUCGGGGGCCCUCGGGUGGCGGCGCAGGCAGCCUUGCCCGGUGCUCUCCAUUGCGCCGGGCUCCGCCCGGUCGACGCCAGCAGCCCUCGCCGUCGAUCCCAAGGUUGAAGCGUUACUAGACAGUGUGAAGUGGGACGUCAAAGGGCUGGCAGUUGCUAUUGCGCAAAAUGUGGAUACUGGAGCCAUUCUUAUGCAGGGCUUUGCUAACAAAGAGGCCCUUGCAGCAACUAUAUCAACCAGAAAAGCUACAUUCUAUAGCCGUUCACGGUCUUCAUUGUGGACUAAAGGGGAGACAUCCAUGAACUUCAUCAAUGUGCAUGACAUAUUCUUGGACUGUGACCGUGAUUCAAUAAUAUACCUUGGUACGCCAGAUGGACCUACAUGCCAUACAGGGGCAGAGACCUGCUACUAUUCUUCAGUCUAUGAUGCACUACAAGGUUCAAAGUCCAAUCAAGAGAGGCAGGUCGCCACAACUCUCUACUCGCUUGAAGAUACGAUCAGUAGGCGGAAGGAGGAGAUAGUUACUGAAGGGAGUGGUAAGCCAUCAUGGACGAAAAAACUACUGCUUGAUAACCAGCUGCUUUGCUCAAAAAUACGUGAAGAAGCAGGUGAACUAAUUGAAACACUGCUUGAGAAUGAGGACAAAUCUCGUACAGCCUCGGAGAUGGCUGAUUUACUGUACCACGCAAUGGUGCUCCUCAGCGUGAGGGAUGUGAAGAUGGAGGAGGUGCUGGAGGUCCUGAGGAGACGAUUUUCGCAGUCUGGCGUUGAGGAGAAGGCUAGCCGCAAGAAAUCUUAGCAUGAUGGCAUGUAGGUGGAUGGAUGAAUUCCAUGUGAUUGGGCAGGGUGUAGUAUGGAGUAGUCCAGUUCUGCUAUGGUACCACCUGAGAUUUAUGUUUUCUCAUCAUGCUCUCUAAGAAGAAGACUGUGAACUUGUCUUGUGUUUUUUAUUUUACCUUUUCCCUUGCACAGUCGCAGUGGCGUUGUUGCUGCUUUGGCCAAUAAAGCAUAAUAUGAGUCUCUGACCCAUGAUAUAUGUGGGUGAUUUAUAGUAUGGAAACUAUGUUUUGUCGUGCAAAA